Rotaria sp. Silwood1 is the source of this 996-nucleotide messenger RNA. The record is from the annotation of a GenBank genome assembly. NCBI's taxonomy places the organism in Eukaryota, Metazoa, Rotifera, Eurotatoria, Philodinida, Philodinidae.
AUGACACGGAAGAUGCUCGAUUUUCUCUAUGAUGAUCCCUGUGUUGCACGGACUGAAGACACUCUAAUUUUCGUCAGUUCCGAUAGUGAUCAGGCCGUUAAAGAAGUAUUUCAAUACUUUCCCAAUUCAUCUAUUACUGUGCCCGGUCCAAUCAUACAUAUUGAUCAUGUUAAUAAAAUACAAGCACGUAAACAAAACAGGGAGAAGAAUUGUGCUGGUUUGAUAAAGGUCCUCACUGAUUUUUAUGUUCUUGGCGAAUGUCAAGCAGCUCUACUUUCAUAUAGCGGCUUUUCAAUGUGGGCUAAUCAACGAAGGACGAAUCCUAAUGAUAAACUUUUCAUAUAUGAUGAUCGAUUAGGUAAAAUAAAAAGAGCUAAAAUAUGAUGACGUCGGUUUUCACGUUAAGUUUAAUUUACCCUGCUACACCUUUUCAGAUUCGAGAAAAAAUGUCAUCAAUUGUUUUUAGAAUUUGAUCAAAUCAUCAAUUCAUCAGAACAAAUUGCAUGAGCGUGUGGGUGUGGGUAGGUGACAGGUGUGGAUGUGGGUGUGGCUGUGGGUGUGGGUGUGGGUGUGGGUGUGGGUGUGGGUGUGGGCGUGGGUGUCGGCGGGUGUGGGUAUGGGGUGUGGGUGUGGGUGUGGAUGUGGGUGUGGGUGUGUGAGUAUGCGUGCGGGUGUGAGUGUGGGUGUGGGUGUGGAUGUGGGUGUUGGUGUGGGUGUGGGUGUGGGUAUGUGAGUAUGCGUGCGGGUGUGAAUGUGUGGAUAUGCGUGUGGGUGUGGGUGCGGGUGUAAGUGUGGGUGUGGGUACACGUCUGUUAUUCAUUCGCACCCACCCACACCCACACUUACAUCCACACCCACACCCACACCCACACCCCACACCCACCCACACCCACACCCAUACCCACAUCCAAACCUCCAUCACCCACACCCCACAGCCACAUCCCAUACCCACCCACACCCACACCCACACUCCACCCACACCCACACCCACACCCA